Colletotrichum spaethianum is the source of this 720-nucleotide messenger RNA. RefSeq names its product protein fmp-52, mitochondrial. The transcript has a single exon. Gene Ontology annotation, cellular component: cytoplasm. Gene Ontology annotation, biological process: import into nucleus. NCBI's taxonomy places the organism in Eukaryota, Fungi, Ascomycota, Sordariomycetes, Glomerellales, Glomerellaceae. The record is from RefSeq and is a predicted model, not a curated record. The coding region runs from base 1 to 720 and encodes 239 amino acids.
AUGGCGCACCCAGCCGCAGUCAUUGGGUCUACCGGCCUCGUCGGGUCCCACAUCCUCACGAACCUCAUCACCUCGGAGGCCUUUGCCACCGUCAACACCAUCUCGCGCCGCCCGCCCAAGGCUGGCGGCUUGACCCUCAACCCCAUCAUCGAGAAGGACACCUCGGCCUGGCCACCCAAGCUGGCCGCCCUGCAGCCGAUCCCCACCGUCGUCAUCUCCGCCCUCGGUACCACGCGUGCUGCCGCCGGCAGCAUCGCUGAGCAGUGGAAGAUUGACCACGACCUGAACGUCGAGCUCGUCAAGGCCGCAAAGGCCGCCGGCAGCAAGGCCUUCAUCUUCAUCUCGAGCGCCGGCACCCGCAGCGCUCUCGCGGCCCAGGCGCCUUACAGCAAGAUGAAGAACGGCGUCGAGGACGCGAUCAAGGAGGCCAGCUUCGACCACGGCAUCAUUCUCAAGCCCGGUUUGAUCCUCGGUCAGCGUGAGCAGGGCCGUGCCGCCGAGGGCAUAUUUCAGAGUGUCAUCAAGACUCUCGGCAUGGUCAGCCGCAACAUCCAGGAUAGUAUUGGCCAGGACGCCGAGGUCAUUGCCCGCGCUGCCGUGCACGCAGCCAUCCUUGUGGAGCAGGGCAAGGCGCCAGCCGGUGUAUGGGAGAUUAGCGCCGCCGAGAUUGUGCGGCUUGGACGGACGGAGUGGAAGCACGGCCCUUGGCCCCGCUCUUAG